Brassica napus (rape) is the source of this 1495-nucleotide messenger RNA. RefSeq lists its product as uncharacterized. Bases 1 to 975 code for a protein of 324 amino acids. NCBI's taxonomy places the organism in Eukaryota, Viridiplantae, Streptophyta, Magnoliopsida, Brassicales, Brassicaceae. The transcript is spliced from 2 exons. The record is from RefSeq and is a predicted model, not a curated record.
AUGUCGAAAAUCUCAAACAGAGACUAUGCAGCUCUUAAUCUCUCCGGAGAUAACUACUUGCAGUGGGAGCUAGAUACAAAGAUCAGUCUAAGGUCAAAGGGACUUGGUGAUACUAUCAUCAAGGGCAACAAUGAGACCGAUAAGAAUCGGUACAUGGCUAUAAGUAUUAUACGCCAUCACCUCAUUGAAGGUCUAAAAGAUCAGUACAUCACGAUGGAAAAUCCACUAGAACUUUGGGAUGCUUUACAGCAUAGAUAUGAUCACCAGAAAACAGUGUUACUUCCAAAGGCUAGAAACGACUGGAAGAAUCUUAGAUUCUUGGAUUAUAAGUCGGUGGAUGAGUACAAUUCAGUCUUAUUUAAGACGGUCUCGAUGCUGAGACUUUGUGGUGAAGUAGUAACCGAAGAAGAGUUACUUGAGAAGACUUACUCUACAUUCCAUUCAUCGAAUGCAAACAAUGAGCUCCUGAUGAAGAACAGUGAAGCUAGACCUGUUGGAACAGCACCAUUACCGGAAGCUAAUGAGGUUGAAAAGAAAGAACCCAACGAGUGCAAUUACGUCCAAAACAAUAAGAGAUCACACGGCAAUGGCCGUGGUGGUUACAAGGGGCGUGGCAGUGAUAAUUACUCGAACAGCCGAGACAACUACUCGACCGGCCGGAACGGAAACCACAAUAACCAUGGUCGUGGUUCCAAUUAUGGCCGUGGCCGAGUUAGUUAUGGCCCUGGUCGAGGCGGCAUAUCCAAACCGUCUUACUCAACCAAAUCCGUUUGUCACAGAUGUGGAAUGGGAAACCAUUGGGCCAAGAACUGUAGAACCCCUAAGCACUUAUGUGAGCUCUACCAAGAAAGUCUGAAGAACAAGAACCCGGAGGCUCACAUGGUUCACGAUUCCGGAUAUGAGGCCGAUAAUGAUUCCAACAUUGCUAAAGAUGACCAGAUGGACUUUGAGACUUCUGAUUGUCUCAAGGACUAAAUUUCGAUACGACUUGUCUUAUUGCUUUAUGUUUUGCUUUGAUGUUUCACGAUUUUAUAUAUAUAUAUAAUAAGAAUUGAUUUUGAAUUCAUUAUCUUGUCUGAUCUUACUUGAACAUAUAAAUGAUUUUAAAGAGUUGCCUAAAGGGCAUAAAACCAAGUAAGAAAUCAUGAAUGGGUAUAGUAAGCAUAGUAAAGAAAGUAUGGCUAAUGCAUUGCCUUAAAAGGCAUUAUACACACCCAAAAGAACAUGUGACCCAUUGAAGUUAUAAUGUAUGGUUUCCAAGUAGAAACAAUGGGUAAGGAAGGAAACAAGUUCCUUUAGAUUUUAAGAAGAAGAACGCCUAAGACCUUGAAAGAAAGUGGUCGAGACUAUACCUAUGAUCUCUACUGAUCAAAAACUAUGCUACAUAUCAGUAUGAUAAAGAGGCAAGAGAUGUGGUAACCAUAUUGAGAUAACACCACGAAAUUUUACACUAUAUGGCAUGAUAGGAUUAGCCAUCCUAAAGUCUAAACUUGAU